UCCAUAGUAUUUCUCGUCUCUGUUUUUUUUUUUUUGUUCACACCAGUUGGAUAAACUGACAGAUUAAACAUGGAAGGGAAGACUGCCUCGCGUGCGGCUAUUCUUGAAGUACUUGACAAAGAUAAUUAUGUGGACUGGAGUAUACGGAUGAAAACCUAUUUGAUGGGUCAAGAUCUUUGGGACAUCGUUGAAGCAACAAUCGAACCACCCAAACAAGAAGAUGGAGCUGCUUUUAAGGUUUGGAGCAAGAAGAACCAUAUGGCUUUGCAUGUCAUUCAGAAUUCUUGCGGAACAGACAUUUUUUAUGAGAUUAGGAAGAUUGUUUCAGCCAAAAUUGCUUGGGAUACUUUGGCAGAAAUGUACAAUGUGCCAAAAGAUACCAACUCAGUUGUUAGUGAAGUUCUUGGCAAAGAUAAUUAUGAGGACUGGAGUGCUCGGGUAAAAUCUUAUUUGAAAGCUUAUGAUCUUUGGGACGCAGUUGAAGUAAUAAUUGAACCUCCUAAGCAAGAAGAUGAUCAAGAUCAUGAUGCUUUCAAGGCUUGGAACAAGAAGAAUUACAUGGCUUUAAAUGUUAUCCAAAAUUCAUGUGGGCCGCACUCAUUUUCACAGAUCAGAGAGAUUACUUCGGCCAAAAUUGCUUGGGAUACUUUGGCAGGAAUGCACAAUGUGCCUAAAAAUACUAACUCAGUUGUUCGUGAAGUUCUUGAAGAAAGUAAUUAUAAGGACUGGAGUGCUCGAAUUAAAACCUAUCUGAUGGCUCAUGAUCUUUGGGACGCAGUUGAAGUAAUAAUUGAACCUCCGAAGCAAGAAGAUGAUCAAGAUCAUGAUGCUUUCAAGGCUUGGCACAAGAAGAAUUACAUGGCUUUAAGUGUUAUAAAAAAUUCAUGUGGGCUGUACUCGUUUUCUCAGAUCAGAGAGAUUACUUCGGCCAAAAUUGUUUGGGAUACUUUGGCAGGAAUGCACAAUGUGCCUAAAAAUACUCUCUCCCUCUCUCUCUCUCUCUCUCUCUCUCUCUCUCUCUCUCUCUCUCUCUCUCUCUCUCUCUCUCUCUCUCUCUCUCUCUGUGUCUGUAUGAAUGAUUCAGAUGCUCAAACCAAUAACGCUUUUGAGUGCAGUUGUUCAUGAAGUUCUUGGCGAAGAUAAUUAUGAAGAUUGGAGUGCUCAACUUAAAACCUAUUUGAUGGCUCAUGAUCUUUGGGACAUAAUUGAACAAACAACUGAACCUAAUACACAGGAAGAUGAUGGGGUUAUUGCUUUGGAGGCUUGCAAUAACAAAAAUCUCAUUGCCUUAGAUGCGAUCAAGAACUCAUGUGGGCCGGACACAUUUUCUCAGAUUAGAGAGAUUACUUCGGCCAAAAUUGCUUGGGAUACAUUGGCAGAAAAGUACUCAGCAGGCACGAACCAUAUCUAUCUUAUGUAUCGGAACUUGUGCAAGGCUUUGCGCAGUGGAAAUUGGACCGCUGCAAAGGAGCUUCUCCCGCGUCCGCCCAAUGCAGUGGGCGCGAUAAUCACACACAAGGGCGAGACGGCUCUUCACAUUGCUGUUGAUGGUGGACAUUUUCGUGUAGUGGACGAGUUGGUAAAGCUGAUGCCGGAACAGAACUUGGAAACCCUCGAUUGGGCCGGUUUAUCAGCCCUAAGUCGUGCAGCUCUUGAUGGAAAAAAAGAGAUGGCCCAGUGCAUGCUUAGAAAGAACGAGAAGUUGAUCAACAUUCGAAGUCCGAUUGGAUAUCUUCCGGUUUGUAUGGCCAUUAGUUUUGGGCACAUAGAAACAGCUCGCUAUUUGUAUUCUCUUACUCCACCGGAAGAUUUGAUGCCGGAAAGUGGCUAUAACGGUGCUAGUCUUUUUAUCGAUGCUAUAUCUACGGGAACCUUAGAUAUUGCUUUGGAUUUAUUACAGCGUUGCCCACGUUUGAUAUUUGCUAAUAGCGAGUAUGGGAACUACCCCUUGAUGGCAUUGGCUUCUACGCCUCAUUUAUUCCCUAGUGGAAGUCGGCUUGUGUUUUGGAAACGAUGGAUCUACAAGUAUUGUAUCCACAUCCAACUAGCUGAUUCUAUCAUCAAUGAAACUCGUUUGAACAUUCAAAAAGUAGAAAAACACCAAAGGGAUCAAGUAAACACGAUCAUAUCAGUGCGAACUCUACCGCGCUAUCUACUUUCAAAUGUCCUCAACUUCUUGGGAAUCGAGCAGUUAUAUGAAAUGAAGUCGAUCCAUGUCCAAUCCCAUAAACUUCUUUGUCAAAUGUGUAAAGUAAUAUCAAAUUCAAAUGAACAAGGGACGGAUAUGCCUGUUUGUGAUGCCAUCGUCUGUGCUAUCAAGAGUGGGAUUAUUGAGUUUGUUUCUGAGAUGCUGAAGGAGAAUCCAGGACUUGUAUGGGCCAAAGGUGAGAGUGAAAGAGGUAUAUUUUCCAUUGCGGUGCUACAUCGUCAAGCCAAAAUCUUGAGCCUAUUACUCGAGUUUCAUUUGAAGAAUGCCGUGACAUGUUGUUUUGAUGUCAAUUAUAAUGGCAUGUUACAUAUGGCGGGCAUGUCAGCAGAGUCUACCAUGCUUAAUUGCAUCCCAGGUGCAGCUUUGCAGAUGCAAAAGGAACUGCAAUGGUUUAAGGAGGUGGAAACUAUUGUCCAUCACAAGGUUAGAGAACAUAAAAACGAAGAUGGUUUAACUCCCCGAGAAUUGUUUACACAGCAGCAUGAGGCUAUGCUGAAAGCUGGAGAGCAAUGGAUGAAGAACACAGCAACAUCUUGUACAGUGGUCGGUGCCCUCAUUAUUACCAUAAUGUUUGCUGUAGCCUUUACUAUUCCUGGUGGUAACAAGCAAGAUACAGGCUUGCCACUAUUUUUACAGGAAGACUUGUUCAUUAUCUUUAUAAUUUCAGAUGCCUUGUCCCUCUUUUCCUCUUCAACAUCAGUCAUGAUAUUUUUGGGAAUUCUCACAUCUCGAUAUGCAGAAGAUGAUUUCCUCAGGUCUUUACCAACAAAAAUGAUAAUAGGCCUUUCCACCCUCUUCUUUUCUAUUGCAACCAUGAUGAUUGCCUUUUCUGCUGCUCUUUUAAUCAUGCUACGUGGGCAUUCAUGGAUUGUUGAGCCUAUAAUUUGUUUGGCUGGUGUUCCAGUCGCCCUCUUUGUAAUGAUGCAAUUUCGUCUUCUUGUUGAAAUGUUCAUUUCAACUUAUGGACCAGGCAUCUUAGAUAGGAAAAUAAAGCUUACUUUUAACUAAUAGCUUGUGCAGUAUAGUGAAUAAUGUGUUAUUAUGUGUAAAGAUGUAAACGAUUUGAGUUGGAGUAAACAGUGAAUUGUAAAAAUUUGGUCAUUUACUUUUA
Molecule: messenger RNA, 3320 nt
Organism: Carya illinoinensis
Lineage: Eukaryota; Viridiplantae; Streptophyta; Magnoliopsida; Fagales; Juglandaceae
Exons: 9
Coding region: 1076-3217 (713 amino acids)
Molecular function (GO): protein binding
Source: RefSeq, a predicted model, not a curated record